Carya illinoinensis is the source of this 573-nucleotide messenger RNA. RefSeq names its product late embryogenesis abundant protein At1g64065-like. The transcript has a single exon. Lineage: Eukaryota; Viridiplantae; Streptophyta; Magnoliopsida; Fagales; Juglandaceae. Bases 1 to 573 code for a protein of 190 amino acids. The record is from RefSeq and is a predicted model, not a curated record.
AUGUUGGAGUCGGAGAAAUUCAAGAACAUGCAGAACAGGAAAUGCUAUGCAUAUAUCAUAGCUGGGGUCGUGUUCCAGACCAUAAUCAUUCUGGUUUUCGCAUUGACAGUGAUGCGCAUCAAAACUCCUAGCGUUAGGCUAAGAUCCGUGACGGUGCAGAACCUCACCUAUAAUGCAUCAAACUCUCCUGCCUUCUUCACUCUGACUUUGAAUGCUGAAAUUGCAGUGAAGAACAAGAAUUUCGGACAUUUCAGGUUUGAAAAAAGCACUGCUAACGUUACUUUUGCGAAUGCGGUUGUGGGUGAUGGAGAUAUUAUCAAGGGACGUGCCAAAGCUAGGAAGACGAAGAGGAUGAACGUUGCGAUCGAUGUUAGCUCGAAUGGGGUCGUCAUAGAUGGUGCAAAGUUGAACAAUGAGCUGAAUUCCGGGAAUUUGACAUUGACAUGCCUUUCGAGAUUGAGAGGCAAGGUGACGCUGAUGAAGAUGAUGAAGAAGCGCAAGACUGCGGAUAUGAACUGCACCAUGACUGUUGAUUUGAAAAGCCAAGCUGUUCAUGUUUUAGAUUGUGAAUAA